AACUAAAUUUCCUCUAUUAACACGAAGGCUAACUAGGUAGCAAAGCGUAAGAGCUGCCCUUGAAUUGAACGAAUGUUAAUCAAAGCAGCAGGCAUUUAAGCAGAGGGUUAACAGCAGCGACAUUCAUAACGUCGUAGGUAUAUUUUAAAGUUAGGUGGUCAUGUGGCAGUCGGAGAGCGAGCAGCUGUCCCUGACAGUCAGCUAGUGGCAGCUGGUUUAGUUAUUGAAAGAAAGCAGCCACUGUCGUGUUAAACCCAGCGCACGUUGAUUAUUUUUUUUCCACAUUAAAUAAGGCGAAGUAAGUUUUGUUAAUGUGCUUGGAGGCCUAAAGAUAACCACGCAGGUAGUUAACAUUAGCCGAGCAGCUGAUCUCGGUGUGUUAGGCCCUUUAAGGAAGUUGGCACACUAAUAGUUGAGUAAAUGUUUACUUUCGGGAGGCUGUAACAAGUACUGGGUCACUGAUUAGGAUUUUGAGUGAGGCAAGUCUCACUCCUCACAUUCGUGCUACACUUACCUGCCUGGUGUUUUGCACCCCAGUUUGCAUGUUAGCUGUUUUGAAUGUUAUGUUUUUCUAAUUUAACUUUAACUUGUGUCUUGGAGUGUUUGUGUACCCACGUUUAAUAUUUGCCAAACAUGCAGCCAUGUGAAUAUUACUAAAGAAGUGGUUCUAAUAAUAUUACCAUUCAAGAGCUGGCUUGAAGAGGAGGGAUGAUCUGAUGGUAACAUCUGGCUGCUUUGACAUCUUUCUGCAUCAUCCCAGCUCUGUUGGAUAGAGGAACGCUCCCACAUCUGCGAAGAGCUGUUGUCAUCUCCACUCUGAACCUAUCAGAGACCCUUCAUUCAUAGAUCUGAAACAGAAAACAUCUUCUGCCUCCUUCCAAAAAGAGACAAUGUAUUGCCUUCAAUGGCUGCUCCCUGUGCUGCUCAUCCCCAAGCCGCUGAACCCAGCUCUGUGGUUCAACCACUCCAUGUUCAUGGGGUUCUACCUGCUCAGCUUCCUGCUGGAGAGAAAGCCCUGCACCAUCUGUGCCUUGGUCUUCCUGGCUGCCCUCUUCCUCAUCUGCUACAGUUGCUGGGGCAACUGCUUCCUUUAUCACUGCCAGGAUGCUGCACUCCCGGAUGCUGCCCACGACCCAGCCAUUGUUGGGACCUAGGAGAGGAGGAGCACCAGCAGCAGCAACACCAGGAAGUGGAGGUGGGGGGAGCAGGAGUAUAAGGCAAUGCUGAGAAAUUAUUGUAGAAAGAUACUGCCAUGCUUAGAGUGGUGAAAAUUGCUGGAGGGGAAUACCAAGAGUGUUCAGCCAAAGACAAACUAAAGAAGAAGAGCUGGUCUUGGAGGGUUAUGAACACUGUCUUUUCUUUUUUCUUUCUUAAUGCUGUAAAGAAGAAUUUGAGGAAUGGGAAAGGGUGCCAGAGGUCACAUUAUGUGUCCUAUUAUCUAACAGGUAGCAAAGGCGAGGGAUCCAAACUUGAAAUGAAAAGGGAAGGACAUGCAUGAACUUGACUUGAUGCUGAGGGAAAAAGAAUUUCACAUUGACCAACUUUCAUUCCAGCACAUGAAUGAAAAAUUAAAAAAAAGUAUACAGUAUAAACUACAUGUGACAUUAACUUAAAGUCACAGGGGUGGGUGCUUUGCAUUAUGCUAACUUGUCUGUUCCUUGUGUCUUAGCUACUGCCAAACGGAGGAUGGGAGAGAAAGCUGCUCAAAACCUCUGAGGUUUUUAUAGUGGGAUGGAAAAUCCUCCAUGGUGGCAGAGGAGGAAAGGUUUCUGGGUGAAGGGAAGUGAGAGGAUGCAAGGAAACGUAAACUAGCAUAACGAAAAUCCCUCUCCAGUUCAGUGUUCCGAUUUAAGAGAUUUCACUUUCUCCCCAAACCCGAUCGCUCAUCUUUUUAAACUGAAAAUACUUUGCUCCUUAAAACUGCCAAAAUCACUUAACCCCUCUGAAAACUGCUAUGGCAGCCACGAUCACUUGCUCAACAAACUUUAUACGCCAGGUAGUGUUAAACUGUAGUCAAAAACAAGAGCGUCACACCCCUGACAGCCCUGGAUGGCCAAACUCUGUCGCCACUUUGGCUCUGCACACGUAAUGCUCCACAAGGCGAGUACACAGACACUGGACAAUCAGUAACUACGCUGUGAAUAUGUCCCCCCUUUGCCGCACUUCUACUCAAACACACCUCAAACAGGUGAACUAGAGCUGAGGACCUACGAUGUUAUUACCCGCUGUGCUCUACAGCUGCUCCUCAUCGUCCUGCCUCAGUGUGACCUUCCCUACUGCCAUCUGAUCUUUUUUGUUUCUGUUCUUUUUCUUUUGCAGUUUGCAUGAGUUGCUCUAAGUUUUUUUUUUUUUUUUUUUUUUUUUUUUUUUUUUUUUUCCCCCCCCCAAGCGUCAAGGUGACACCCAAAUUUUUAAUAAGUUAAAAACGCUGAAAGUUUCCAAAGGGUAGAAAAAUCUGGAUGUGUAGUUGAAUGAAAGUUUUCUGUAAUGUGCUAUGGGUGUGCAUUCUUUGUGGUCAUGACAUGCUGAUCAGUGUAAAAAUGUGGCAAUACACAAGGAGACACAACGGCUAUGGUCAGCAUUUCCAGCAACAAUGAGCAAUACAGAGUGCAGGCUGAAGAACUGAUUUAAAAAUUUCACAGGGGAUUGGAGUUUCCACAGGUGUCACUGCUGUAAGUGUUAAGUUUAGCUGUCAGACACAGGCUAAGGUGUUUAUACUCUGUACCUGUUGGAAUGUGUGUGUGCGCGCGCGUGUGUGUGGCCUCCUGUGGCAGUGCUCAUUGCGUUCACUGCAACAUAUUUGCUUUGGUUUUAAUUUAAAUAAAGUUUUCCCUCUUAUGUGUUAAACUGUGAGGUUCUGUGUCAAACAAAAAAACGUAUUUUGAUUAAAAAAUAAAUGCAAGUAAGAGUU
This is a messenger RNA of Maylandia zebra (zebra mbuna), 2911 nucleotides long. RefSeq names its product bladder cancer associated protein (gene blcap). The record is from RefSeq and is a predicted model, not a curated record. Lineage: Eukaryota; Metazoa; Chordata; Actinopteri; Cichliformes; Cichlidae.